This is a messenger RNA of Toxoplasma gondii ME49, 2743 nucleotides long. RefSeq names its product endonuclease/exonuclease/phosphatase family protein. Gene Ontology annotation, biological process: phosphatidylinositol dephosphorylation. Gene Ontology annotation, molecular function: phosphatase activity. The coding region runs from base 1 to 2529 and encodes 842 amino acids. NCBI's taxonomy places the organism in Eukaryota, Apicomplexa, Conoidasida, Eucoccidiorida, Sarcocystidae. The record is from RefSeq and is a predicted model, not a curated record. The transcript is spliced from 11 exons.
AUGGAAGGCCGCAAGCGCGAGGAUGAGGCCUCGUCUUUCGAGAGGGCACCAGCAGACAACGCUGGCUCGCCAGGCGGCAGUCCAUGUCCGAAUGCCCGCAGCUCCACAGAGCAGCUCAGUACGACUUCUGGCCGUGGCAGCAGGUCCUGUCUGCCGCGGCCGUAUCGCUCUCCAGGUCACUUGUUUGUUGCGAUGCCUGACGGGACCCACAGGGCGCCUUCUCCCCGUUCCCAGGGCUCCAGCAGCUCCAGAGUCACAAGCCAAGGGGCGGGAAGAAGUCGACCAAGCGAGAAGAACGACGACACGGUUGCGCCUGCUGUCAGUCCUCCGUUUCACCGCCCUCUGUCUCGUGGCUCGCAGAACCUCCCUCCAGGCGGUUUGGGGGGUUCCGGACUUUCGCAGGGUGUCUCUUCGGGAUCCGGGAGACAGGAGGGACCUCCAAAAGGUUGGAGACCGGCGGGGGGAGGAGCCGCUGCAUGCGGCGCAUCUUCUGCGUGCAUCGGUCGAGGGGGGUUUCGGCGCCGGCAGUUCGCACAGGAUCACCCGAGAGUAGAUCAAAUGUUUAACCUAGAUGCGUACAACCUCUCGGAUAUCGUGGACGUCUGCGACGAUGGAUACGAAGAUUCGGGGACGGAUGCCGCAGACGAGGCGGGUGCACCGUCGCCAGGGCGUCGAGGCGAGGGCGGCGCGAGUUCCCAGGAAGGUAGACAUGUCUUGGAGGAUUUCGCAGCUGAUUCGGGGGCAGGUAGGGACGGCGAGACAGGCUCUCGGCCACCCUCGCUUCCCUCGUCUCUCGUUGCUGUCGCCGCAGCGCUCGAGAAUCGACAAACGCGAACCCCCCGCUCACCGGGGGAUCUAAGGCGAAGCACGGCCGCCGUUGGGAGGAUGGAAGGAAGCGUCCCCUUCAGACCCUUUUCGGCAAUGCCGACGGAAAGCGAGUCACUGGGAGCGCUGCUCAGAGAGCCGCAGUGGCACAAACACGCUGGUGCCUCGACGCACUGGGGAGGAGCCGGAAAACACAUUUUUCAGGCGACCCCCAGCGGUGCAAGCGCGUCGAACAAGUUAAAAAGCGUCCACUUCGUUUACGAACAGAUGCAAAAAGAAAAGACAGAGGUUCGAGCCAAAGUGAGGCCAACCGCCCAGAGCGACAACAGCUUAAAGGGUGUGGAACCGAUUCGGAUUUUCUGCGGGACCUGGAACUCAGAGUACCAAGAUUUCCCACAGGGAACGAUGACGCCCAACAUCAGUCCAGAGGCCCUCGCGGCCCCCAGUGUGUUGCCAGCGCAUCUUCCGGAGCGCGUCGUGGAAGAGCUGCUGGACGACGAAGACGCCUGGGCGACUGGAGACGUGGACGCCUUCGAUCAAUAUGGAAAGCAUCGAAACGACGGAGAAAGUGAACGGAAAGUUGGAAAGAGUGCCUGGCUCUCGACGCCUGGGACGCAUGCACCUAGCGACAGUCGCAUGGUCGAAAGGAAAAGUCUCUUGCGCGCCAGCACGCUGAAGCUGAAGGCAGUCAAAGACGGGGAACAGCCUCUCAGCGACUGGGUGCUUCCGGGAUACGAUGUUUACGUCAUCACCCUCCAAGAAACAAUCUCUGACAGCAUUUUCCACGCCAUCAUGACCUACCUGUGCGACGUAAAUGGCCGGCCGUAUGUCCGCAUGCGCGCCGCGGAAGAUAAAAUUUCUGGCCUUGGGGACGGCGCCUGGACGCAAUUCAAAAGCACGAGUAUCGCAGCUUGGGCUCGUGCCGAUUUGCUCCGUCCGAAGGGUCCCAUCGAAUUCCUCUCCUCCAAGGCGAUUCCGUUGAGUUUCUUCAACGGAUCAAAGGGAGCUGUCUCCCUCCUCAUGAGAAUCUGGGACCAGUUCGUCUGCUUUCUCGGCUGUCACAUGCCCGCAACGGCAACGGAGGACCGUAUCAAGGCGCGGACGUGGAUCCUCGAGAGGCUCUGCGAGCUGUACAGCGGUGUGCCUCGAACGACGUUAGAUGGCGUCUUCCAUCACGUCUUAUGGAUGGGAGAUUUCAAUUUUCGCACUCGAAACAUUUCAGCAGCCAAAGCUGUGGAACUCCUGGAUUCGGGAGACCUGAAGGCUCUUUUCCAGUACGAUGAGUGCGUUGGCCCGCACGGCGAGGACCUCCGGAAACAAGGAUUCCACGAGAGUCCAGUGACCUUCCCUCCAACGUACAAGAAAGUUGACGGCCGCCCGCCUGUCGAUUUUACCGACGCCCACUGGGCCGCGAAAGAGUACCAGACGAAAUUCACUGUGAAGUGGUACAAGGGUGGACGUCAGGAGGAUCGCAAUCCAUCGUGGACAGACCGAGUCUUCAAAUGGUCUAUUCCGGAAGUAGCGUCGCUUCUCCGUCUGGAAGAAGAGAAUUAUUUCGCUGCAAUGCCGACGCGACCAAAUAGUUUCUUGAAUGCGAGCGAUCACAGCCCUGUAGGGACAGGGCUUGUUAUGUACCCUCUGGAUUUCAAUUACGCCCUGCCGUCCGUGAUGAACAUUGAGAAUCCGGACCCAAGUGCCAGCUGAAGAGCGACUGGGAAGUCGUCCCACUGAAGAAGAUCAAAGAGCCGUUGUCUUUUGGGUGCCGUGCUUUGCGCCGGUUCUUAGAGGCACUUUUGCCACUCGCAUCCACGCCUCUUGUCGCAACCUCGGUGGAUAUGCUUCGAUCUUUGCUGUCCCGAAUGCAAACACAGUUCCGCUAUUUGAAGGCCGCAGCGGCCGGCAAGCGGGCAAGAGGCCG